GGUUGUACUUUUUGAUUUGGAAGAUGUGUUUUUGGUUUCAAUUCCAUUAAUCAACUAGGUUUUAUUUUUUCCUUGCUCUAAAGCUGUUUAAAAAGGAUAGGAAUGUUAAAUUGCAUCUCUUUAUGUCAUUUUUUCUUACCCGAUGAAUAAUUUAGUAGCAAGUCUUAAAUGCACUUGGGUUCGGUUCGUUUCAUCAACUGAGAUAUUUUGCUAAACCUAUUAGUGAACUUAAUACUUAAUAGUAAGUUUGAAAUUGAUAAACCACCAAGAAUAUCCCAACGCAUCACUAGGCCAAAUCAGAAGUAUAUGGACUAAGUCCUAAGCACAUGAUCUUUUAAUAAGGUCUUAGUCUUAUCUUUACUAGAGUACUAGUCUUCAGCAAGUAGUUAUCCAUGCAACUUUAUUUAUUUAUGAAAUAAUAUUUAUUUUUCUUAGUGAUCUUACGAGUAGGAAGAGUUGUUUUUGAAUCCAAACAGUUGUGGUCUAUUCUCACCCGAAGAGAACAACAUUAUAUGUACAUAUAUAUUUAUAUAAAGCUUUGACUGGGACCUAUCAGUGGUAUUAGAGUCGGGUUUCAAUGACAACCAAUAAAGAGAGAAUUGAAGCAUUAGAGGCUGCACUCGCUGGAGUCCUCACGGGAAUGCAGAGACUUGAGGAAUCGGUCAGCCGAUUAUCGGACUUCGUUCACAACAAUGCGGACAGUUCGAACAACACAGGCAGACGUGGACCAAUUCGGACACAAUGGGAAGAGAGUGAUGGCAGCCGGCAAACGUUCUCUUCAAAAAUGGCAAAGCUAGAGUUUCCAAAAUACUCUAGUGACGAUCCCACGGAAUGGUUCAAUCGGGUUGCACAGUUUUUUGAAUUUUAGGGCACAACAGACAAUUAAAAAGUUUCUCUAGCUUCUUUUCAUCUUGAAGGAGAAGCAAAUCAAUGGUGGCAAUGGCUACGACACGCGUAUGAAGAGGAAGGUCGCAUGGUGACUUGGGACACAUUUAAGGAAGAGUUGUGGGCUCGUUUUGGACCAACUGAUUGUGAAGAUUUUGAUGAAUCUCUGUCCAAAAUUCGCCAAACUGGAUCCCUUCGUGAAUACCAAAAAGAGUUUGAGAGGCUGGGUAAUUGAGUUGACGGCUGGUCACAGAAGGCACUUGUGGGAACAUUCAUGGGAGGAUUACGAUCAGAAAUUUCGGAAGCUAUUUGUAUGUUCAAACCAAAAACUUUGAAGGACGCCAUAAGCUUCGCUCGCAUGAAAGACGAACAGCUACAACGACAACAGAGGUUCUACCGCGCACCACCAUCAACUUCUCGUCCUUCGCUCAUUCCUUCCGCUACCACUAAGACUUCAGCUAUUAAGAAGCUGUCUUGGGAUGAGAUGCAAAGAAGACAUGCGCAAGGGUUGUGCUUUAACUGUGAUGACAAAUUCUCAGUGGGGCAUAAAUGCAAGGGGUCUCAACUUCUUCUAUUGGAGGGGAAUUUUGAAGAGGAAGCUGAAGAACACAAUACGGAAACCAAAUAUGACUUUCCUUUCGACCUCGAGAUCUCACUACACGCUCUAACAGGAUGGACAGCAGCAAAAACCAUGCGUGUAACAGCCAAAAUUGGAACUUAUGAGGUGAUGGUACUAAUCGAUAGCGGUUCGACACAUAAUUUCUUCAGUGACAGGUUGCUUCAUUACUGCAGCUACCUAUGAUGCCCACUAAGCCUUUUUAUGUACGCGUUGCAAAUGGACCGCCAUUAUAAUGCCAAGGGAGAUUUGACAAUGUCAACAUACUUCUACAGGGAUAAGAAGUCUCUGAAGUUGGGGUCUGAAGACAGUCUAUAUCUGGAGGGAUUUGCCUCAAACGUCUUUGCAAAAGCAGACAAGCAAGAUCGUGCUGGUCGAGCAGAUUUGGGUACUGCGAAAACAUUCUAUGCUGCAAGCAUUUUCUUUGAGAUUCUUAACCAGUUUGGUGCACUUCAGCCUGAUCUUGAGCAGAAACAGAAGUAUGCAGUUUGGAAAGCAGCUGAUAUAAGGAAAGCUUUAAAAGAAGGAAGGAAGCCUAUUGCAGGACCCCCUUCUGGUGAUGAUGAUCUGUCAAUUCCUUCAAGUACAACUGGUGGAACAUAUGAUAUCGGACCUUGUGAAGCGACACCCACUAUUCCUAGACAGGGUUCUGAUUCAUCUGAGUUGUACGAUUCCAGUAAUGACAGGCAGCAUUCUACAAUUGUUCCACCAACGGAUCAACAUUCAACUCACAUUCCACCACAAUUUCAAUAUCAUGAUAACGUUAACAACCACUAUCAUUCUACAAACACUCAACCACCACCACCACCUACACCACCACAAUUCCAUGAUGAAGUCAACAAUCAGCAUUCGGCUAACAUGCCUUCAGCUCCUCAAACUUACCCCACUGCCGGUUACCCUUCACAUGAUAUCCACCCACCACCAGCAAAUAGACCUGAUGCUUCUGAUUAUCCGCAGCUAUAUCACCAACAACCCUUUCCCCAAGAACCCCAUCAUCAUUUGCCUCACAAUUAUCCACAAGAUACUACUUCUCACCCCUAUCCUCAUUUCCAAUCUUAUCCAAGUUUUUCAGAGAGCAGUAUCCCUGCAGUGUCUUCCCACUAUGCCUCUUACUAUCAAGGCUCAGAUGCUUCUUACACUUCCCAGUCGGCUCCUCCAACAACAAGCUAUCAACCAGCUGCUCAACCCCAGUCAACUAGCCGGAAUAGUUCUUUUAAAGAACCUGCCCCUGCUCCAGCGAAGUCAUAUGAGUAUGACUGUAACUACCAGCCACCACCUGAUAAAGUUGCGGAGGCACAAAAGGCAGCCAGAUUUGCAGUUGGUGCAUUGGCAUUUGACGAUGUGUCGAUUGCUGUUGACUUCUUGAGGAAAUCACUUGAACUUUUGACGAACCCAUCAGCUGGUCAAUGAGCUUCUUUCGUUUGGUGAUAAAUCUGAUGUGUGUCAACUCUGGCUCUGUUGGUCAGGGUGGUUUGUAAAUGUCAAAAGAUAUAUACCGUGAGGUCUAUUAAAUACUGAUGCGCUUGUGACCUGUCCGAAUUAAAUUUUAUUGAUUUUUGCCACGAGUUUCAAUGAUAUUACUAUGAUAAAUGAAAGAAAAUAUUUGUUUA
This is a messenger RNA of Humulus lupulus (European hop), 3111 nucleotides long. RefSeq names its product protein HOMOLOG OF MAMMALIAN LYST-INTERACTING PROTEIN 5. The record is from RefSeq and is a predicted model, not a curated record. Gene Ontology annotation, biological process: late endosome to vacuole transport via multivesicular body sorting pathway. Gene Ontology annotation, cellular component: multivesicular body. Bases 1706 to 2911 code for a protein of 401 amino acids. The transcript is spliced from 5 exons. NCBI's taxonomy places the organism in Eukaryota, Viridiplantae, Streptophyta, Magnoliopsida, Rosales, Cannabaceae.